GAUCGUAUCAUCAAAAUGCCCUUCGCCGUCCUCCCCGCCCUCAUCCCCGACAUCAAGCCCCUCUACGACACUUACUUUUCCGCCUUCACCGCCGACCCCGACGGGCGCAAAAUUCUCGAAAUCCUAUUUCCCGACGGCUACACCUCCGACGAGUUCCGCAAGGCGCACACCGAAGGGACCCUAGCAUGGCUGCACAAAGCCGAGUCGCAGUACACCUGGAAGUGCGUCGACGUAGCCACCGGCGAAAUCGUCGGCAUGGCGCUCUGUGACGUGUUUAUCCAGCCCAAGGCAACAAAAGAGGAGCGGGCCUAUCCUGGGAUCCCCUGGCUGGCGGGCGAGCAGCGGGAGAGGGCGGAUCAGAUCCUGGGACCGCUUUGUGAGGCGAGGGAGAAGGUCAUGGGUGGUGGGGCGUAUAUCUGUAAGUUCUUGGGGUCUGGAAACGACGAGUGUUGGAAAGAUGUCCAUGCCAUCGCGGUAGAUCCCAAGCAUCAGGGUCGUGGUGCGGGAGCCAUGAUUGUCAAGCAGCUUGUCAACUUGAGCAAUGAUAGCAAUCUGCCCAUUUACUUGGAGUCGUCGGCGUCUGCCGAGGGGUUGUACAAGAAGAUGGGCUUUGUAAGGGUGCCGAAGGAGAAGGCGAGCGUGGUUCAUAGCAAGGAGGUAUUGGGAACGGAAACGGAUGUCGAGGUGCCGCUCAUGAUCAAGACCCCGGCGAGGACCGGCCUGUAAGGACGGACAAGGAAAAGGUUUAGUGAAGGAUGGAAAAGGUUUAGUGAAGGAUGGAAAGGAAUGUAUCAGAACUGUUGAUGUGAUGUCAAGAGCGUGUACGAUUGAAAGGAUACAAUAAAUACCCCAUUACAGCUGUGCGAGCUGUGACUUUU
Messenger RNA from Neurospora tetrasperma FGSC 2508, 878 nucleotides. RefSeq lists its product as uncharacterized. The coding region runs from base 16 to 726 and encodes 236 amino acids. Gene Ontology annotation, molecular function: acyltransferase activity, transferring groups other than amino-acyl groups. Lineage: Eukaryota; Fungi; Ascomycota; Sordariomycetes; Sordariales; Sordariaceae. The transcript is spliced from 2 exons. The record is from RefSeq and is a predicted model, not a curated record.